Patiria miniata (bat star) is the source of this 1758-nucleotide messenger RNA. RefSeq names its product ras-related protein Rab-6A. The coding region runs from base 158 to 790 and encodes 210 amino acids. The transcript is spliced from 7 exons. Gene Ontology annotation, molecular function: GTP binding; GTPase activity. The record is from RefSeq and is a predicted model, not a curated record. NCBI's taxonomy places the organism in Eukaryota, Metazoa, Echinodermata, Asteroidea, Valvatida, Asterinidae.
UACAGCGCAUGCGCAGUCGGCAUAUAGACGUUUUAACGUGGCGGAGGGCUGGGCCAAAAUCUCUACAGUGAAAAUUACGAUUUUCGAAAGAAAUACUUCAUCUAAAAAUUAUAUUUUUCGAGCGGUUCGACGUUUGAGGUCGUGAUUAAAACACAUCAUGUCUUCUUCGGGAGACUUUGGAAACCCUUUGAGGAAAUUCAAGCUAGUUUUUCUCGGAGAACAGAGUGUGGGCAAGACAUCGCUGAUCACAAGAUUUAUGUAUGACAGUUUCGAUAACACAUACCAGGCCACAAUCGGCAUAGACUUCUUGUCCAAGACCAUGUAUCUAGAGGACAGGACAGUGCGACUGCAGCUGUGGGACACGGCGGGCCAGGAGCGGUUCCGUAGUCUCAUACCCAGCUAUAUAAGAGACUCAACAGUAGCAGUGGUAGUCUAUGAUAUAACAAACGCUAAUUCAUUUCACCAGACGUCAAAGUGGAUCGACGAUGUGCGGACGGAAAGAGGGAGCGAUGUCAUUAUCAUGCUGGUCGGAAACAAAACAGAUCUGGGAGACAAGAGGCAAGUGUCAAGAGAUGAAGGGGAAAGGAAAGCCAAUGAGCUGAACGUAUUGUUUAUUGAAACCAGCGCCAAGGCAGGAUACAACGUCAAACAGCUUUUCCGUCGAGUAGCAGCGGCUCUACCCGGAAUGGAGACCACGGAACCCAAAAAUACCGGCGACAUUCCCGUCACACUAACAGCCAGAGAGCCUGACAAUGAUAUGCAACAGGAGGAAGGAGGCUGCUACUGCUAGACCGCCUCUUCCUAUUGGUCAGCGUGCUAGUGUUGAUGUCUCUCAUUGGCUGGUGCCGCAAUGUUCAACCAAUCAGCUUGUUUCUGUGUCAAGUACUGGGUAACGAUGUUCCAUUUCACUCGAGUAUGUAUGCAAAAAAAUAAUUAUCUGGUACGUUCGAAAAGUGGUAUGUGUUCCUUUAUUACAUUCUUGUGAAGAAAAAAAACAGUAAAAUUCAAAUGUGGUCCAUAUUUCAAGUGCACUUAAGGUGCAUUGUUAAUAUUUUGGGACAUGAUACAAAUUGCAGUAUUGUAAUGUCUGCUGUACUAUUCUGCUGUGGUGGUUUAUGGUAAUAAUUCAGCAUAUAUAGGCAGCAUUUUGAAUUACGGCAUAAAUGGAAUGAAAUUGAGGAAACUCUUGGACCAAACAACCAAAACAAAAAACAAAACAACAGUCUGUCUUACUGGUUGCUGGGCCAAAUAGAUUGCAAUAGUGACAUCUCAGUGCUUUUGUGAAUUAACCAGUAUUAUCAUUGGCUAGUGCCUCAAAACUUUCACCCAAUCAGCAGUUAGCUUGUAUAGCUGUAGAGUACUCCUAAGUUUCUUGGCUUUGAUUGGCUAGUCUCCAUGCCAUUGUUAUCUUUUUGCUGGUAUUUCAUUGGAGGAGCAGUCGGUUCCCUCAUUUACGCUAUGCCAAAGAUUGAGUGUGGGACAGGAGUGGAAAAUAGCAUAAAUGUGUAGUAUUUUAAAGAUUACUAGUGAAGUAUCGCAAUUUAUUGAUUUUGUUAGUAAAGCAAGAAAAGAAAAUGGGAAAAAAAUGGGAGAGAACUGCAUCAAAUUUCUUGCGUUGCAAACCAUCGUGAGGCAGUUAUACAGUAUAACUGAUUCUUAUAUGGGCUGUAAAUCAGCAAUUGGGCAUAACCAGGAGCUACAUGUAGCUUCUAUUUGGGUAUGUAUCCUAUUGUAUUUUCAAAUAGCCAAUUUUUUGGG